AUGUUCAUAGUAUCAGAGUCACAAAAGACAUUUGCUUCGUUUUUCAUAUUUGGAUUACUAAAUAAUAUCUUAUAUGUGAUUAUUCUAUCAGCAGCGAUUGACUUAGUUGGACCAUCAACUCCAAAAGCUAUAGUUUUAUUAUCUGAUGUUCUACCUUCAUUUACAAUUAAACUACUUGCUCCAUUUUUCAUCCAUAAGAUUCCUUAUAUUAAAAGAAUCUAUUGUUUAAUAGGAUUAUCUUCAUUUGGAAUGUUGUUACUCUCAUUAAGUUCUAGUAAUGUUAUUUUUUGGAAGAUAUUUGGGAUUUCUUUAGCAUCAUUAAGCUCAGGAUUAGGUGAAGUUAGUUUUUUACAAUUGACUCAUUAUUUUAAUAAAGAUGAUUCAAUUGGUGGAUUUUCUAGUGGUACUGGUGGUGCCGGAUUAUUUGGAAGUUUUUUCUUUAUGAUGAUGACAAAUUUAUUAAAUAUUCCAGUUUGGAUUGUAUUAUUAUUAUGUUCAGUAUUACCACUUGGGUUUAUCAUGACGUAUAUUAAAUUGUUACCGACACCAACACAUGAAUAUGAUUUGGUAAAUCAACAAGAAGAGGAGGAGGAAGGAGAAGGAAUCUUUGAAGCUGAAACUAAAUCACAUUUGGAGUUUGUUAGACAUACUUUACUUGAAAUCAAACCACUUGUUAUUCCAUAUAUGGUACCUUUAACAACUGUUUAUAUUUCCGAAUAUGUUAUCAAUCAAGGGAUUUCUCCAACUUUAUUAUUCCCAUUAGAAGAAUUACCUCAUUGGUUGUUUUCAAGUUAUAGAGACAUUUAUGUAGUAUAUGGAUUUUUAUAUCAACUUGGUGUAUUUAUAUCCAGAUCAUCGAUUUCAUUUGGUAUAAGAAUUAAGCAUUUGUUUAUAUUAUCUGUGUUGCAAUUUGUCAACGUUUUGAUAACAUUGAUCCAAUCCAUCUAUGAUUCUCCAUUUAGUAAGAUAUGGCUAUUAUUGGUUUUAAUUUUCUAUGAAGGGUUAUUAGGGGGUGCUAGUUAUGUGAAUACUUAUAGAUCAGUAAGUGAAGAUGUACCACGAACGAAACGAGAGUUUAGUAUGGGUUGUGUAAGUAUUAGUGAUUCAUUAGGAAUAGUUUUAGCUGGGUGUAUCAACUGGUGGUUAGAAAUAAAGUUGUGUAACUUGCAAGUUCGUCGAGGUAGGGAUUGGUGUUUAAAAGGUGGUUCGAUAUAA
Candida tropicalis MYA-3404 is the source of this 1215-nucleotide messenger RNA. RefSeq names its product amino acid transporter. The record is from RefSeq and is a predicted model, not a curated record. Bases 1 to 1215 code for a protein of 404 amino acids. Lineage: Eukaryota; Fungi; Ascomycota; Pichiomycetes; Serinales; Debaryomycetaceae. Gene Ontology annotation, biological process: regulation of intracellular pH. The transcript has a single exon. Gene Ontology annotation, cellular component: vacuole; membrane.